GCUUCUCCUUUCACUGCGACACGGACUAACACAGACAGACAGACAAGCAAGGUCAUUCCCAGCUGUUAGCCCAACAGUAGAUGUGACCAAGAUGGAUCACAGAUGCACUAUGGAACUGAGCAAGACUCUCUUUGUGAUGGCUCUCCUGCUCUCUGGUGCUGCUUCCAUGAAAAGCCAGGCAUAUUUCAAUGAGACUGGAGACCUUCCAUGCCACUUUACAAACUCUCAAAACAUAAGCCUUGAUGAGCUGGUAGUAUUUUGGCAGAACCAGGAUAAGCUGGUUCUGUAUGAGCUAUACAAAGGCGAAGAGAAUCCUCAAAAUGUUCACCCCAAGUAUAAGGGCCGCGCAAGCUUUGACCAGAACAACUGGGCCCUGCAACUCCACAAUGUUCAGAUCAAGGACACGGGCACGUAUCAGUGUUUCAUCCAUCACAAAGGACCCCAAGGACUCGUUUCCAUCCACCAAAUGAGUUCUGACCUGUCAGUGCUUGCUAACUUCAGUCAACCCAAAAUAAUAAUUUCCAAUAGAACAGAAAAUUCUGACACCAUAAAUUUGACCUGCUCAUCUAUACAAGGUUACCCAAAACCUAAGAAGAUGUCUUUUGUGCUAAAAACUAAGAAUUCAACUACCGAGUAUGAUGUUAUCAUGAAUAUAUUUCAAAAUAAUUUCACAGACCUGUACGACGUUUCUAUCAGCUUGUCUAUUUCAGUGUCUCCUGAAAGAAAUGUGAGCAUCUUCUGUGUCCUGCAGCCUGACUCAACACAGACACAGCUUGUCUCCCAACCUUACAAUAUAGAUGCAAAGCCACCUAUGCCUACCCCAGACCGUGUCCUGCCUGUGGCCUUCCUUCUACUGUUUAUGUUUGUGUGUGGGUUGGUCUUUCUAAUACUAAUGAAAAGGAAGAGGAAGCAGCCUGGCCCCUCUCGUGAAUGUGGUGAGUCAGUGCUUGUCCCAUCUGCAGAGCGCCACUGUGUAGCUACUUCCCUAUCAGCUGCAUUCUGGAGCUUGUUUGCCCAGCCCAGACUGGCAACAAAAACCAGCAGGUGGUUGGAGGGAGAGGUUUCCCCUCUGGACCCCACUUAG
Molecule: messenger RNA, 1084 nt
Organism: Pteropus alecto (black flying fox)
Lineage: Eukaryota; Metazoa; Chordata; Mammalia; Chiroptera; Pteropodidae
Gene: CD86
Product: CD86 molecule
Exons: 5
Coding region: 92-1084 (330 amino acids)
Biological process (GO): immune response; cell surface receptor signaling pathway; T cell costimulation
Cellular component (GO): external side of plasma membrane
Source: RefSeq, a predicted model, not a curated record